Phlebotomus argentipes is the source of this 2351-nucleotide messenger RNA. RefSeq names its product protein tramtrack, beta isoform. The transcript is spliced from 6 exons. NCBI's taxonomy places the organism in Eukaryota, Metazoa, Arthropoda, Insecta, Diptera, Psychodidae. Gene Ontology annotation, cellular component: nucleus. Gene Ontology annotation, biological process: regulation of transcription by RNA polymerase II. The record is from RefSeq and is a predicted model, not a curated record. Gene Ontology annotation, molecular function: protein binding. Bases 717 to 2084 code for a protein of 455 amino acids.
AGUGAUACCAAAAAGACUUUACAAGCUCUCAAGCAAUCUCAGCACUUGCUCUAAUUGCAUGGGGCACAUCCGAUCGGCGAUAUUGGUCCGUUCUCCACCGAGUAAUUCCCGCAAAUUGCAUUUAACUAGUGUCGUGUUAGCGUAGGAAAAAUCACUAAGAACUUAAGUGAGUAAGAAAAAAACACUGUAAUUGUUCUGAGAGUGUGUGUGAGUGAGUGCGCGACUAGAGAUACUUUUUGCCCCCUUAAGUAUAAAUAAUCUAAUCUUUUUUCUUCUCCGCCGAGAAGAAAAAGAACCAAGUAAAAGAAUAGGAGAAAGAACGGGAAAAAGGUCAGGAGAGAAGAAGCUGGAAUUUGUGCGUUCUCUUGUUGGACUUGUCUGGUGGAGCAGUCUUAGAAGAUUCUCAGAGGAGAACUUCGCCCCCCAAAAUUAACCACAGCAAAAAGGCGUGAAUGUCACGAAAAAUCUUCCAUAAGAAACACAUAUAAGUAAGAAUUCUAUUGAAAAUAACUGGUGAAUGAUCAAAACAAGUGUAUAAAGGUGUGUGUGUGUGAUUCGCAUACAAGCGCAACAGAGAGUUCUUGAGAAUUUUCCACCGCAGACAAUCUGGGGGUGGUCAGACUGAGGCGAAUUGCUGAGCAGGAAAACACCGUUGAGCAGUGCGCACAGGGAGACUCCUUCCUCUCUCUUCCGGCUGAUCUGGGCAUCUGUGCAGAAUGCUGGCGCAGCAGUACUGCCUCAAGUGGAAGUAUCACCACACGAAUCUGCAGACCAUGUUCUCGCAGCUGCUCGAUCGCGGCUGCUUCUGCGACGUGACGCUGGCGUGCGAGGGACAGACACUGAAGGCCCACCGAGUGGUCCUGUGCGCCUGCAGCACCUACUUCGACGCCAUCCUCACCAACUGCGGCAUCGAGAAGGAUCCCAUCGUCAUCAUGAAGGACGCCAAGUUUGCCGACAUCAAAUGCCUCAUUGAGUUCAUGUACAAAGGCGAAAUCAAUGUUGAGCACGCAAAUCUGGCGUCACUGCUGAAGACGGCGGAGGAGCUGAAGAUCAAAGGCCUGGCGGAAGUGUCGUGGCGCGAGGACGAAGGUGCGGCGGAGCCAAAAGUAGAAGGACGAUCCAGUGACCCGAGCAAACCCACCCACCACAGUGACACGGCGGAGAGCCACCAGAGCGAGAGCAACAGCGCCCAGAUGCCCUUCCUCACGCCGCUGCGCUACCACCAGCAGAACGGGAAGAACAACGGACUGCCGGCGAAGAGGAAACGCGGCCGUCCGCCGCUGGAUGGCGAGUUCGAGAACUACAGCACGCCCAAGAUUUCCCACGUCGAGAGCCACGCGUCCGGCGGCUACGCUGACAGUUCCCACCUCGUCUCCGUAAUGAUGGACGAGGACAAUUCCAAGGAUCUCAUGUCGCACAGCUAUCAGGAUAACGACGGCGCGCUGACGUCACAAAUUGACUACGAGGACGAAGCUCCCAUGGGAGCGAAUUUGGUGCCAAAAAAGGAGAGGCCAGAGACUCCUGCGGACUACGUGGUGCCAGGCGACGGUGAGAUGGACGACGAGGCUGAGGAGGAUGACGAUGAUGACGAAUCAGUUCCAAAUAGUCCCGGCGGCAGCGGAAAUUCCCAUCUGCACGUGACACUGACCGCCCAGGAGCGGGCAGAGUGGCGGGAUGUGAUAAAGAUGAGCGAGUAUCUGAAGCAGGGCAGACGGCAGCAGUUCUGGGAGGAAACGUUCACGAAGCGUGUCAUGGAUGCAAUCAAAUCAAAGAACUUGGAAAUGAAGAAAGCCGCACAAUUGCUAGGCGUCUCAUAUGGAACACUCUACGGACGGUAUCGUGAGACUUACGGAUGCCUGAAGCAUCCCUACAGGGGACCUUUCACGAGAAUGAUAGAUAUGUGGCAACAUGUUGAACAAGGAACAGCAGAUAUUAUAGGCAUUUUACAGAGAACUAUGCCACGAACUAGCACACCUACGGAAUUUCUCAUCUCAAAUCAAGCAUCAACACCCAAGCUAUUAGACCCAAAACAGCAGCUCCAAAUGCACGAACUGAAUUCAACAUUUGACCAACAUGGAGAGUAAAAAAAUUCCCCCCUAAAUCUUUCUUAUUACUUUUCACAAUAGGUAACCUUAGCAUAAAAUAUACUUAAACAAAAAAAUGAAUAAUUGAAAUAAAACAAAACAAUUGACUGAUCAACAAAAAGAAAAGAUAAACAAAAGAGAAGAACACGUUGUCUUAGCAUUGAGGCGAGUAUUUUUAAUAAAUUACAAUUACAACAAAAGUAUUUUGUAGAAAAGAGUAAAACAAAGAGAACAAUUUGUAAAUAGGAUUAAAUCUAUUAUAAGUAA